UUGAUGAUUUAAGUUAAUAUUCUCAUAAUUUUGGGUGUAGGUGACUAAUAAACUUGAGUAUGUCUUCAUUGGCAUCGGCGAGUGCGAAUAAAGGUAGAAGACAAGAUCCGACUUGGAAGUACACUUCUCUAGUUGAGGAAGGGAAUUCCAACAAGCACAAGUGUAUUUAUUGUAAUAAGAUCACCAAUGGUGGCAUAUCAAGGCAAAAGGAGCAUCUUAUUGGAACGACGAGGAAACGUAAAAAUGUUUCCCUUUGCAAUAAAGUUCCUUCGAAUGUGGUUGAUGAGCUUAAAGAAUAUGACAAAAAACAAGCAAUUAUUAGAAGACAACAAGCAGUGGAAAAUUACAUGCAGGAUCUUGAAGAUGAUGACAUGGUUGAAAUAGAUGAAGUUGACGAGGUUGAAGAACAAGCACAAGCAACUAGGAACAAGGGAAAUGAGCAAUUGACUUCUACUUCUAAAUCAUCUUCCUUAUCUACAAGAGGAAGGGGAAGUGUGGGAUCUUCAACAAAGAGGAAGGGGCCUAUAGAUUCAUUUCUCUCAUUUGACCCGGAACUGGAUGUAGCCAAAGAUGAUAGAAGGCGAAAAUUGCGGCAAACAAGCAUUAAAGAAGGCCUCAACAAAGAUGUAGUUGCUAAAGGGCAUCAAGAUAUUGCCCGUUGGUGGUAUCAAGCGGGAAUUCCUUUUAAUGUCGUACAACUUAGGUCCUUUAGAAUUAUGUUGAAGUCAGUGGGGGCUUUUGGGCCUAACUUGCCACCUCUAACAUUCCAUCAAUUACGAGAGUCAUUGCUUAAGAAGGAGAAGUACACUGAAGAUCUCAUGCAACCUCAUAAGGAGGUUUGGGCCAAAAAAGGAUGCUCUUUUAUGUCGGAUGGUUGGACUGAUCGGAAGGAAAGGGCUUUGAUAAAUUUUCUUGUGAACUCUCCUCACGGAACAGUAUUUCUUUCCUCUAUUGAUGCUUCCGAUGAGAUCAAGACUGGUGCGAGGAUGUUUGAGAUCUUAAAUGAGGAGAUUAAGAAGAUAGGGCUAGAGAAUGUUGUGCAAAUUGUGACGGAUAAUCAUGUUAGUCUCAAAUUAGCCGGUAUGGAAUUUUAGAUUUGAUUUAAUUUAUUUGAUAUUGAUUGAUGUGCUUUCUAAUUUCUUUAAAAUUGAAUGAUUGAAUACUAAUGAGAUGUUUGUUUAUUGGUUCUAGGUAAAUACUUGAUGGAUGAAUAUCCUCAUGUGUACUGGACACCGUGUGCUGCUCAUUGUCUCAAUCUCAUACUUAAGGAUAUCGGAAAACUACCAUUCGUGAAGAUGACCUUGAGUCAUGCUAUGGAGUUGACGGGUUUCAUUUAUUCACAUGGUUGGGUUUUGAGGUUUAUGAGAGAUCAAAUCAAUGCUCGAGAGCUUCUUAGACCGGCGGCAACGCGGUUUGCCACUUCAUUUUUGACUUUAUCAAGCAUCUAUAAGCAGAAGAAUAAUCCAAGGAAGAUAUUUUGCUCCGAAAAGUGGGUGGAAAGCAAGUGGGCAAGAGAUCCAAAGGGCAAAGAGACGGAGAAGACAGUUAAAAUGACUAACUUUUGGAAUAAUGUUGUUCGUGUUCUCAAGCUCAUGGGUCCUCUUGUUCGUGUUUUGAAGCUUGUUGAUAACGAGAGGAAGUCGGCCAUGGGGUU
Asparagus officinalis (garden asparagus) is the source of this 1654-nucleotide messenger RNA. RefSeq lists its product as uncharacterized. The record is from RefSeq and is a predicted model, not a curated record. The transcript has 2 exons. Gene Ontology annotation, molecular function: DNA binding. Bases 60 to 1094 code for a protein of 344 amino acids. Lineage: Eukaryota; Viridiplantae; Streptophyta; Magnoliopsida; Asparagales; Asparagaceae.